ACAAGCAGCACCCCAAGCGGGGGAGAGAAUUGAGAAGAGGGGGAGCUGUGAUACAAAGCGCUUGAAUUAUCAAGAAAUAUCAGUACUUUUGCUUAGGUGUAUCGCCAUAUAAAAUUAUCUCAUUUGAGCAUUUAUUGUCGCUAAAGCAAAAUUUACAGUGAAUGCGUAUGGAUGAUUCAGCAGCGAUCUAGUCAAAGACCAAAGUGUUGAUGCCUUUUUAUUGUCCAGAUUUUCUGUUGCUAUAUUUCAGUUUGUUAUAUUACUUAGGUCAAGAUGUAUAUCAAGAACUGCAUCUUAAUUCUUAUCAUAUGGACAACAUCAUCAUUUGGACGCAUCCAUGAGCUACAAUUGGAGAAUGACUACCGCCGCUUCUUUCCGCUGAGCACCUUUGGCUUCCUAACUGGAGGUGAUCUCACCGUCAACAUCUCUUCGUUCCAAGUUGAUGAUUUAUCCGGAGUGUACGGGUUCACCCUGGACCGGACCAUGAGUGACGCCGUCAACCCCUACCUGGACGGCCACAUGAGCCACUGCACGCUGUCGUCGCCCAUCACCGGCCAGGACACGAGCGCCGCCAUCAUCUACUUUACCUUCGACCUCAAACAGAAGCGUGUCCUGCUGAACUGCAGUCGCAGUGUGACCGACAUUGUCAUCGAGACAGACUCGUCGCGCGCCUCGGAUGACGAGGCCCGCAGCAAGCGCGACUCACUACUGGGCGCUCUGGCCGGCUCGGCGCUCUACAAACAGCGCCACCGGCGCCUGGCCGCCGCCGCGCCCACCGCCGCCGCCGCCCCGGAGCCGGCGGCCGCGAUGCCGGGCCAGCAGCGGUGCGCCUCGUUCGCGCCCAUUCUGCUGCAGCAGCGCACCGACAACGCCACCGGCCAGCCCGUCUUCAGCACCGCCUUUGUGAUCCGCGUGCUGUCCCACGGCGGCGAGGGUCUGUACAACCUGUUCUUCCACAACUGCCAGAACUACGGCAGCCAGAAGGUGGAGGCCAGCAUGACGGUGGAGAUGAUCGAGCGCAACAUGGACAGCUACCUGUCGGCCGGAGAGAUGCCGCUGCCGGCGCUCUACUUCAUGAUGGCCGUCCUCUUCUUCAUAUCGUCCUGCUUCUGGAUCUUCAUACUUAGGAAGAGCAACCGGGCGGACGUGUACAAGACGCACUACGUGAUGGCCGUGCUGGGUCUGAUGAAGGCGCUCUCGCUGCUCUUCCACGGCAUCAACUACCACGUCAUCGAGGUCAACGGGUUCCACAUCGAGGCGUGGGCCAUCCUGUUCUACAUCACCCACCUGAUGAAGGGGGCGCUGCUGUUCGUCACCAUUAUCAUGUUGGGCACCGGCUGGACGUUCAUCAAACACGUGCUGGCCGACCGCGACAAAAAGCUCUUCAUGAUCGUGAUUCCGCUGCAGCUGCUGGCGAACGUGGCGCAGAUCAUCCUGGAGGAGAGCGAGGAGGGCGAGUCGGUGCACACCACGUGGCGCGAGAUGCUCUACCUGCUCGACCUGAUCUGCUGCGGCGCCAUCCUCUUCCCGGUGGUCUGGUCGAUCCGGCAUCUCCAGGACGCCUCCGAGACGGACGGCAAGGCCGCAAUGAACCUCAAGAAGCUGAAGCUGUUCCGGCAUUUUUACAUCAUGAUCGUGUGCUACAUCUACUUCACACGCAUCGUCGUCUACCUGCUGCAGAUAAUGGUGCCGUUCCAGUACGCCUGGCUGGACGACAUGUUCAGAGAGAUGGCCACCUACGUGUUCUUCGCCGUCACGGCCUACAAGUUCCGGCCGGCCGACAGCAACCCCUACUUCCAGGUGCCGCUGUCGGAUGACGAACUGGAGCUCGAUGACGUUCUGACCGAGUCCGGCGUGACGGAGGGACUGAGCCGGGUGCGGAACCGCGCCGACGCCUCCGACGCCGCUGUCGACUCGGAGGAGGCCACCACGCUGUCCAAACGGGAGAGCAGCCACGACUACGACUGAGUGCCUCCGGAGCCCCGUCCUCUGGAGACCGGGCGAGGGAGCCGGCCCGUACCUCCGGCUGUGUGGGGGAGGUCCCAGGCCUCCCACUGAGCGCCCGAACCUCCGGCUGGGGGAGGGAGACCCGGGCCUCCGGAGAGCAGCCACGACUACGGCUGAGCGCGUCCGUAUAUCCGGCUGUGUAACUGAUUGCCCGGAUCCCCGGAGACUGUGACUGAAUGCCCGGACCCCCGGAUCAUGUGUUAGGGGGUGUCCAGACCUCCGGAGACUGUGUCCAGACCUCCGGAGACUGUGUCCGGACCCCCGGAGACUGUGACUGAAUGCCCGGACCCCCGGAGACUGUGACUGAAUGCCCGGACCCCCGGAGACUGUGUUAGGGGGUGUCCAGACCUCCGGAGACUGUGUCCGGACCUCCGGAGACUGUGUCCGGACCUCCGGAGACUGGUGGAGCGCCGGAGGCUCCGGAGAGUGUGUGUCUGGCCGUCCAGAUACAGUGUGGCCGUACCCAGAUCAUUGGGGGACUAUUAGCGAACCGGUGCGACCGCCUCGGAGGCCCCGAGUGGGCUGAUCUGUAGCUAUCGGGCUGUCUGCGUAUGUCGAGCGGGCAGAGUCGGCUGUCAGAGGCCGGUGCGGCUGUCUAGCCCUCUGGUUAUCACUGGCAGAUUCGGCUGUCUGUAGCCAUUCCGCUCUCUGGGUAUCCGGAGCAGAGUGGGCUGUUGGUGGCCGGUCCAGUCACCCCGCUCUCUGGGUUUGUCGGGCAGAGUGGGCUGUCUUGGCCACCCCGCUCCCUGGGUAUCCGGAGCACGCUCUCUGGAUAUCCCGGGCAGAGUGGGCUGUCUGCAGCCACCCCGCUGUCUGGGUAUCCGGAGCACGCUCUCUGGGUAUCCGGAGCAGGGUGGGCUGUAAGUCUGUAGUCACCCCGCUCUAUGGGUUUGGCGGGCAGAGUGGGCUGUCUUAGCCACCCCGCUCCCUGGGUAUCCGGAGCACGCUCUCUGGAUAUCCCGGGCAGAGUGGGCUGUCUGCAGCCACCCCGCUGUCUGGGUAUCCGGAGCACGCUCUCUGGGUAUCCGGAGCAGGGUGGGCUGUAAGUCUGUAGUCACCCCGCUCUAUGGGUUUGGCGGGCAGAGUGGGCUGUCUUAGCCACCCCGCUCCCUGGGUAUCCGGAGCAGAGUGGGCUGUCGGCGGCCGGUCCAGUCAUCGCGCUCUCUGGGUUUGGCGCACAGUUACUCGCCGGUACCAGUGUCCCGGCUGGGCAGUCCGUAGCCGCCCCAUUGCUUUAUCUGUUUAUGCCCGGCUGAGACGACAGUCGCAGUUUGUUCGGUAGGUGAGGUCUGCGGUACCCGUGACCCGGCUAGGCCACCCCGCUGGGCUCAGACGACAGUCACAGUGUGUUCGGGAGGUGAAGGGACGGGUGGGACGCGAAUCAGUGGCGCGAUCUCGGCGGUUUGGGUGUAUCUAUGUGUGUGUAUCCUGACACGUGUGUGCUCAGGACGUGUUGGCGGGUCGGGGUGCGCCUGUCGCCGGCGGGAAGAAGGCAGGUACCAGCCAUGUACAGACGGUUGUGUAUGAUUAUAUUCCUGGUGAUCUGCGCCGCGUUCCACGUUAUUUAUGUACGCAUUCAGCGGUAUGUAUAGUCAAAUUUCCGAGUCGCUCUUCGAAGGGUAGGUGCCAGAGCUGUGGCGGCGGAUAGGCGCCGGUCUGCGAUGUAUCGAUAUGUGUGGGCUCAGCGUGCGGGCUCGGGUGGUAUAACUAAUGCGCUGCGGCGCUGCGAGUCAAAUAUACACCGGCCAGCCUGCCCA
This is a messenger RNA of Amphibalanus amphitrite, 3764 nucleotides long. Its product is annotated as protein GPR107-like. The transcript has 14 exons. The record is from RefSeq and is a predicted model, not a curated record. Gene Ontology annotation, cellular component: membrane; Golgi apparatus. NCBI's taxonomy places the organism in Eukaryota, Metazoa, Arthropoda, Thecostraca, Balanomorpha, Balanidae. Gene Ontology annotation, biological process: transport. The coding region runs from base 274 to 1968 and encodes 564 amino acids.